Messenger RNA from Fragaria vesca subsp. vesca, 2376 nucleotides. RefSeq lists its product as uncharacterized. Gene Ontology annotation, molecular function: myosin binding. The transcript is spliced from 4 exons. The record is from RefSeq and is a predicted model, not a curated record. Bases 1 to 2376 code for a protein of 791 amino acids. NCBI's taxonomy places the organism in Eukaryota, Viridiplantae, Streptophyta, Magnoliopsida, Rosales, Rosaceae.
AUGGAGGCAAGCAAGAUUGCAACCAUGUUGAAGUGGAGAAGUCCCAGGUUCAUUCUAGUCCUAGUCUAUGCUGUCCUGGAAUGGGUGCUGUUAAUACUCCUCCUCCUCAACUCUUUAUUCAGUUACUUGAUCACAAAGUUUGCCAGCUACUUUGGCCUCAAACCACCUUGUCCCUGGUGUUCUUCUAGAGUUGAACACAUGCUGGAACCACAAAAGUCUUACUCAGAUCUUGUAUGUGAGAUCCAUGCCAAUGAGAUAUCUAAACUGGGUUACUGUCUCAAUCAUAAAAGACUUGCUGAAUCACAUAGCAUGUGUAGAAACUGCUUUUCUUCUCAACCAAAUUGCAGAGAAAAUUCUACUCAAAGUAUGAUGGAUUUGAUUACAUUGUUGAGUGACAAAGAUCACAAGAGACGGCCUUGCAUUUGUUCUUGCUGCAGUAAGAGCUUUGACACCAUACUCUCUCCUCUCUCAUUGGAAUAUGCUGAGACAGGAAAUUCAAACGUAGAAGCAGUGUAUGGUGACAACAAUGAACGCACAAGCAAUCCGGAUAGCAUGUCAGUCCACAUCAAAAAUGGCUAUGAGAUGGAGACAACUUCUAGCUUAAGAGACACUACUGCAGAAGAGCACUGCCAAAACGAAAGUAAGAAACUUGUCCAUCAAUCUUCUAAUGCUACUACCAUUGAAUACUGUUGCUUUCAAGAAGAUCACUCUCUUGAAACCAACCCCCUUCCUUCUGAGAGUUGUAUGGUCUGUCAUCCUGGUUGCAGCCUGAUUCCUACUGAUUUGAUUGAUUUUUCAACUACGUUAGACAAAGGACUCAUAUACAGCUUAGAAGAUCAGGAACAUCUUGAUGAUAAACAAGGAAGUUUAAAUUCCGAGUCAAAGAUUGAAUUGGAACAUCAACUCUCAGGGGAAGAAGCUUUAGUACUCAGGGUUAAGUGUGGAGCAAAUACAAGUAAUGGAGAACUCAAGAGCUUGGAGAUGGCCAAGGGAUUUACUGAUGCUUCAUCUGUUGCACAUGUUGAAAAGAGAAAUCUAGAGUUGGUUGGCAAGCUAAGUGAAGAUAUGGUCACUGCUCCAGAAGGGCAAACUUCGUUCGUUGACACUGAACAACUAACAGAUACCAAUGAACCUAAAGAUCCACAAGAAUGUGAAGAAGAGAGAAUUUUGGCUGUCAUUCCAAUAUAUCUAUCAAACACAGAAGUGUCACACUAUGCAGCUGAUCGGCCUCAAGGUCACGAGGAUUCUUCACUACCGUUCAGUAAAAACUUUUAUGUGCCAUCUCACAGUGAUGUCGAUGAUGGAAGUAUGAUGAAGGAUGGAGAACCUGCAACAACCAUUGAACAGCUCAAAGCGGCGUUGAAGACUGAAAGUAAAGCUUUAAGUGCUUUAUAUUCAGAACUAGAGGAAGAGAGAAGUGCAUCCGCCGUAGCUGCCAACCAGACUAUGGCUAUGAUAACAAGGCUGCAAGAAGAGAAGGCAGCAAUGCAGAUGGAGGCAUUGCAAUAUCAGAGAAUGAUGGAAGAACAAUCUGAGUAUGAUCAAGAAGCCUUGCAACUUUUAAAUGAGUUGAUGAACAAAUUGGAGAGGGAAAAGCAAGAGCUAGAGAAAGAACUGGAAAUAUAUCAGAAGAAAGUCCUGGAUUAUGAGGCAAAAGAGAAGAUAAGGGUCAUGAGCAGAAUCAAAUAUGGGAGAAUCAGAAGUAGAAAUUCUUCUGCUUCCUACAGCCAGUCUUGGAAUAGUGACGCGCUAUCCAUUGAUCUCAAUUGUGAAGCAAGGGAUGAUGAUAAUUCUUUCCCUCAAGAAUGCUUCCAAGAAGAGAGGUUUACAAUUCUGGAUCAGCUUAAAGCAUUGGAAGAUAGGCUACUAGUGUUGAGUGAAAAUGAGAACUACUCUCAGGAUCAUAAAUUAGUUGAGAAUGACUCGAACUUCAGUACCAAAAACAUUGAAGAAAAUCAUAAUUUCAGCAGUCCAGAAGAACAACAAAUAUCAGAUGAGAAAAUAACAUUGGCUUCCAUGGCAAAGAGGCUUCUUCCACUUUUGGGUGUAGGAGCUGAGGAUAAUGAAACUGAACAAGGUUUAACAUGUGAAAAACAAGUCAGAACUGAAUCUAUUGCAAUGCAUAACUCGGUGACAAAUUCUGAAUUGCAUGAUACUAGAAUAGCCAUUGAGGAGGAAGUGGAUCAUGUUUAUGAGAGGCUACAAGCUCUUGAAGGAGACAGGGAGUGUCUCAAGCACUGUAUGAGCUCCAUAAACCAGGGGGACAAGGGGAUGGAUCUUCUUCACGAGAGCUUGCAACAUCUCCGGGAUUUAAGGGAUGUUGAACUCUGCAUAAGAAACAUAAAUGAUCAUGUGGAUGAAGCUGCAAACAAUUGA